AUGGUGCUGCACCGGGUGAUCCAGGCAGCCCGUGCAGGCGAUCUCUCAGCCCUGAGGAAGCUGUCCUCCUCUGGGUGCCUCACGGUCUCAGCCUCCAUCGCAGACGCCCAGGGGGCAGGCCCGGUGCACCACGCCGCUCGCUGCGGCCGCCUGGAAUGUCUGCGCUACCUGGUGGUGGAGGUGGGGCUGGCGGCCGACGCCCGGGCCCUGAACAGAGCCACGCCCGCCCACGACGCUGCUGCUACAGGCCACGCCCGGGAACUGCAGUGGCUAGUGGACCAAGGGGGCUGCAAUGUGGAGGACCAGGAUGUAGCCGGGGCAACAGCGCUCCAUCUCGCAGCUCGGUUCGGACGGGUGGAGGUCGUCCAUUGGCUGCUGUUGGUUGGUAGCGUCGCCGAGGAGACGACAGACUGUGGGGCCGUCCCCGCCCAUUACGCUGCAGCCAAGGGAGACCUCACCUGUCUGAAACUACUGGUCCACCAUGCACCUGGGUGUGUGAACCGUCAGACUGGCAUCGGUGCCACCCCUCUGUACCUGGCAUGUCAGGAGGGCCACCUGCACGUAGUGGAGUACCUGGUGAAGGACUGUGGGUCAGAUGUCCACCUCAGGGCCCAUGAUGGCAUGACCGGCCUGCACGCUGCUGCACACAUGGGGCACCAUGCCCUGGUCAUCUGGCUGGCCACCUUCACAGACCUUAGCCUGCAGUGCCAGGACAGGGAGGGAGCGACUGCUCUUCACUUUGCGGCCAGUGGAGGGCACCAUCGCAUCCUGGAGAGGCUGCUCCGCAUGGGGGCAAAGGUCAUCAGAGACGACUGGGGGGGCACCCCUCUUCAUGAUGCUGCUGAGAAUGGAGAGCUGGAGUGCUGCAGGAUCCUGUUAGCCAAUCAGGUGAGCCCAUCGGAGCAGGACAUAGAUGGGUUCACAGCAGCAGACCUUGCGGAGUACAACGGACACUACGACUGUGCCGGCUACCUCCGAGCCGUGGAGACACGCGCUAUGUGGGCAGACCAGCCAAUAGAAGAACUAGGUCCGGUGGAGGAGGAUGUGAGGGGGAGACAGGCUGUGGCGUGGCAGCCCAGUAAAGAGGACUACUACCGUCGCCUUAGUGACCCAGGCCGCUACUACUUCCACAAUAACAACAAAACAAAUAUGGAGAGCUUAAAGCAACCAGAGACAGAGGAGUACCCUCAGGCUCAAUACCCUGCUCCUCUGCCUGAACCCACCUCAUCCUCCUCUCAACCACAACCAUCUGCCAUCUACAGUGUACAACAUGUUAUAGUGGCAUCAAAAGUUGUGAAAACUUUAACUCAAAGCAAGGUCAAACCUUCUGAACAGUCUUCUGCUUCUGACAAGAAUCUCCUGGCUGGCAAAAACCUGCUCGGUGACAAAAAGUUCCUCGACAACAUGAAAUCCAUCACAUCUCUGAAACAGACAGAAAUAUCCACAGUAGCUGUAGCACAAGCAAACAGGAUGGUAGUUCUGCCCACGGAAGAGGCCAACCUAUCAGACAUUGACUAUCUGGUUCCCACCCAUGACGAGCGGGGUCGGCCAAUCGCUGAGUGGAAGAGACAGGUCAUGGUGCGUCAGCUACAGGCCAGGCUAUUGGACGAGGAGGACCAGAGGAGGAAGGAGAAUGGGAACAGCACUUCCAAAGCGGUGAACUGGAGGUACUCACAGGCCCACAACGCGAUCCUGGGCCCGUUUGGAGAGCUGCUGACCGAGGACGACCUGAUUUACCUGGAGAAGCAGAUCCAGAGCGUGUCCAACCAGAAAAACUGUGAAGGCUAUGAGACAGAGCUAGCUCGUCUGGCUGAGGAGCUCAGGACCAUCCUGCCAGCUCCCAUCGUCAACAUCACAGCCCACACUCAGUUCAGAAACCCCAACCAGGAGUCUCAGGUCCCUCUGCCCGUGUGGUGCAACCGCAUCUCAGGCAUCGUAAAGAGCAUGUCCCUGCUGAUGGCCAACCUGGCAGACGGGCCAUACUCUAAGAUGCCCAACACAGAGCUAUCCACUGUGUUCUCCCAGAGCCCAGACAGACCCACCUCUACCCGAGGGCGCAGGGAGCAGAUAGAGUCCGAGAUCCAACAGUUUGGGGUUUCUGUCCGGAAUCUGAAGUCCAACUUUGAAGGUCAUGAACAAGAAACAGAAGAAGAGGUCCACACGAUGUCAGCCACACAGGAGGAAGGCCUGGGGUCAGAGGUCAGAGGAACACAGGAACAGCCCAAAGAGAUGAACCCAGCCCCCGAAGCUGACCGGAACAGUGACUCAGGCAUAGUCUGCGAUGACGACAUGACCGACGUUAGGGAAACCACCAGUCUACGGAAGGAACGUAUCGUGGUGCUGUUCCUGGGCCACUGGAAGAAGUCCGCCUACACGGUGACUCUGAAGACCAGAGAGGCCGAGAGGAGAGCCAGUGUGGAGGAGGUUGGUGGUAAACCUGGGGGGACAGAUGGCAGGGGACCACAGAAGGGAUCUCAGAUGCCUCUGGGACAUUUCUUCAAACAGAGGAGUGUCAUCAACAAGAUGAUUGGUGAUUGGAGGAGCAUGAUCUCCAGCGUUCCGUCUCGCCAGAUCCGCCGUCUCCACCGGCAGCAGGCACCAUACUCCCCUGAACAGUUCCUCCCCAAGGUGGACGGGGCGAUGGUGGACUAUGACAGCCUGACCCUUGACCUCUUUAUGCUGGGGUACUUCCACAUCCUGGAACUCGAACUCCCCGCGGACGAGAGGAAGAUGAGACACCUGCUGUGCUUUGAGGUGUUUGACCACGUUGGUCGUUUCACCUGGGAGAGCAUCCGGGAGUUCCACAAGGCCGUCAUGAUGGACAUCGAGGCCGGGAACCGUGAGUGGAAGGACGGCUUCGAGGACAUUAAGGCCAAGUUCUUUGGGAACGUGUCAACGACUCGGUCUGAACUGCCAGAGGAACAACAGUUUCCACCAGAGGUCAGGUCUGUGCCCAUAGUCAUCCUCCAAACCCCGACACCAGAUGAAGGGGCUCUGAUUAAACAAGGAACAGACAUUUCCAGUUUCAGCAAUGAUGAGAUUUGCAAAUACAUAGACAGGAGUUUCACUUUCUGGAAAGACAAGGAGGCAGAGAUUUUUGAUUUUGAGUAGUAGUUGUUUUCACUUGACCUUCUUUAAAAAAAAUUUUUUUUUUUUAAAUAAUUGGUAGUCUUCCGAAGUCAAGUUAUAGUUAUGUAGUCUGCUGAUAUCAAGUUAUAGUAAGGGAUGAGUCUACUGUAAGUGCAUUUUAUUCUGGGUGUGAAUACCUUUGUGUUUUUUGUGAAUAGUUGUAACAGCUCUUAUUAUUUAAAGAGAAAAGUAAGCCUACCGUAAACUUUCCAACCUUAGAAACAGGUCG
This is a messenger RNA of Oncorhynchus masou masou (cherry salmon), 3358 nucleotides long. Its product is annotated as espin-like protein. Gene Ontology annotation, cellular component: cytoplasm. The record is from RefSeq and is a predicted model, not a curated record. Lineage: Eukaryota; Metazoa; Chordata; Actinopteri; Salmoniformes; Salmonidae. The coding region runs from base 1 to 3111 and encodes 1036 amino acids. Gene Ontology annotation, biological process: actin filament bundle assembly. Gene Ontology annotation, molecular function: actin filament binding. The transcript is spliced from 15 exons.